AAACUCUUUCACCAUCUGUCUUUUAAUGUAACAGAAAUAUGUAGCGCUGCACGUUCUAAACAUAAUUCGUUGAUAUCAAUUACUAGAACCACGUAUUUUGUGGUUAAAUGUUGCUAAGCAACAUAAUGUAAAACAGAGAUAGCGGCAGACGUUUAAGCUCAGCGUAUUGGUUUCCGUUAUAAAUGUUUGCCAGGUAGCUGAGUGGCGGAUAUAUUGAAGUCGUGCGUUUCUUGUGUUUUUAAAACAAAGCUCCGUCUGGCUACUGUGCAUUACACGUGUGGUAUUUAGAACUACAGUUAUGUAUUUUAAAUACAAAAUGAUCUUGUACAUUGUAUAUUUAGUUUUACUCCCAACUGUUUUUUCACAAAUGUCAAGUGAAACAUCAACAUCUAGAAUUAGUAGAAGAUUGGAUAGAAUUGAAGAAAAUGAAGAAGACUUAAGAGCUGCAUUGCGUAAUUUACGAAAGGAUCUGAAAAAAGAAAUAGAUUUUAUAAUAGAGGACAUAUCUGCGCUUUCUAUCAGGCUUACGGGAUCUUCAGGACAGGUGGUAAGACAUGACGAAGAACAAGUUUCUAAAACACAACAGGCGUCGUGUGAUUGUGGAGAUAUUGUGAGUCAAUAUGAAAAUUUAAUGAUGGCAUUUAAGAGAGAAAAAUUCGAAAAUAUAUUGCUUCGAAAGGAAUUUCACGAAAUGAGAAAACAACAUGACUUUGAAAUCGGAAAUGUCAGCGAAAAGUUUAUUAACAUGGAUUCUAGAUUAAACAAUGCGGAAAAGACAUUACGUUCAGAAAUAAACACCAUUAAAUAUGAAACAAUUGCGGAAUUUCAAGAAAUGAUAAAACAACAGGAUUUUGAAAUUGGAAACGUCAGCGAAAAUUGUUAUAAAGUUGAAUCAAGAUUAUACAGUGCGGAAAAGACAUUACGUUCAGAUAUAGACACCAUUAACAAAACAUCAGAUACUGCCAAUCUUAAAACGUCGAAUGAAAUCUUGAAGAACAAAACUGAUAUGUUAUUUCGGCAUCUACGCCCCUUCCUUCCUCAAUCCUGUGACAGCGUAGUAAAGAGUGGCGAAUAUACAAUAUAUCCCGAGGCUUACAUAGACGGCAUGAACGUUUAUUGUUAUUUGGAAUCCACGAACAAAGGAUGGAUAGUUAUACAGAGGAGAAAUGACGGGUCUGUAGAUUUCAAUCGCACCUGGGCAGAUUACAAAGCUGGCUUCGGUGACAUAAGUGGUGAACUCUGGCUGGGUAAUGACCAUAUCUACCAGCUGACUAAGGACAACCCGAGACAGCUGAGGAUUGAUAUGGAGAUGUUCAAUGGAACACAGCGAUACGCGCUGUAUUCUGAGUUCAGUAUAUCAUCUGAGUCUGAGAAGUAUAAGCUCCAUCUGUCCGGAUACACUGGGAACGCAGGAGACUGUUUAUUAACGGGUUGUUUUGGUACUCAACUUCACAACGGUCGGUCUUUUUCAACUUUCGAUAGAGAUAAUGACCGAAACCACGGUGGUUGUUGUGCAUGCAAAUAUGGGGGAGGUUGGUGGUUUGAUGUCUGUUUCGGUGCACAUCUUAACGGUAAAUACUUCAAGGAAAAAGAUUCCGUGCCUACUUUUAAUGGAAUUCACUGGACCACGAUCACUGGGGCGAACACAUCUUUAAAAUUUGUGCAAAUGAGCAUGCGCUAAGAAUGCACAUUAAGACGUAGAUAUGACUUGAUAAAGUAUUUCCUUUGGAGCAAAGAAAAUGGCUGUCAUUCGUAUUGUUUCGACUGUUUUUAUGUUUUCUUGUACUUUAAAAUAUUGCAUGAUAUUAGUAAACACAUUUCAUGUAUAAAUGUCUUAGGAGUCACUUGUGUAAAACCCUGUAUCGCGUAUAUCGAUUGUGCUUUACAUUUGUAUUUCAAGUGAAAUUCAACUAUCAUGUAAAUUUGGUGCGCUACAUCUUCAAUUGAAGACUUUUCUAACGCAAUAAUCUUCAAACAAGUAUUUUUUUUAAACACAAAUGUCUCAAGUGUAAGUAAUGAUUUAGAUUUAAAAUUGUACAUGCUAUCAUUUUACACCAUUCUGUGGACGCUCACGAUAAAAUCAUUCUUGCCUGACAAUCUGACGCUUAAGCACGUGGGGUAGGUAUUGUUUCAUCUUGCUGCAGGUGGAAAUUGUGAAACGCGAUGUAAUGUAAAUUUUAUUUGGAUGUCAUCAUUUUAAGUGGGCUGUAACGCUAGGAAAACAUGAAAAUAAAUCAAAAACAAUAUUGUUCAAAUUAAUAUUUCUGGAACGCAACCGCACAGUUGGCAUUUUGCAGGCUACAUACCACACUUGUUAAAGCGUAUGAUCGUCGCGGAUGAAUGCUUUUAUCUUGAGCUUGCACAAAAUGUAGUCAAAUUAUCACAUAAACAAUACUGACUCAUAAGUGAGAUAGUCAGUUUUAUAAAUGUUGGUUUAGAAAAGUCUCCAAGUGAGCGGUGCGUCAGAAAAGUCUUCAAGUGUACAUCCCACUGUAGUAAGGUUUGGGUUGCUGUAUGCUUCUAUUUGUUUUCAUAUGCAGAAGACAUUUAAAGGGACUGUCCAAUGGAUUAUGGUCUGAACAAAAUAUAAAAUUAUUGUUUUAGAUAUUAAAAACGAUUAUCGCUUUUGAUUUAAGGAUAUAAAAACUCAAAGCAGACUAAAGGAAGUAUAACACAAACCAACACAUAAGCCCAAGCGGAUGGGAAUUCCAUAUUAUAUUUCAAUCAAAGCGCUGAAGGCACUGAAGAUGUUCGCUAUUGCAUAAUUUAACACGCAAUUCAUUUUUCAAAAUCAAUCGCAAGUUUGAAAUGAACACACGCCAUUCAACUUAAAAAAGUGUGUGUCAUAGCGCACGGGUCGAGUUUUGUGUGCACUUUUUAUCAUCCUUAUUAUUUCAUAGAAAUAACUAAGACAAAAAAAAAAACAGCAUGCUUUUUUGGAAGUUCUGAAAGCAAAGAAAGUAUGAUGAAAAUGGUAAUGAGAACUUAACUUUUGAUUUUUGACACCAUAUACAAAUUCAAAAUAUACAAUAAUCUUCGUAUCUUGUAUAUGGAGGAGUAAAAGUAUAUAAACAUUGCUGUUUAUGCUUUACUUGUUACCCGAGCAGUUCACACGGUGUCAACAACGCUAACAUAAACAUAGGUAUAGAGCACUAAUGCGCUUUUAGGCGAAGCUGUUUCAGUUUUCAUCUUAGUGACUUUAACAUAACGCCAACAGACACGCAUGAAGAUUUUCGAAUAUUUAAUAAGCUGAUUCGAGAUACAACCUCUGAAUUUUUGCUACAUCACUGCGUAUGUGCUCAAUUCAAAGGAUGUAGCACUGUUCAGUGUAAGAAAUUCCGGACUACUCUCUGUAUGCUCAAACGACACAAAUU
Messenger RNA from Dreissena polymorpha, 3374 nucleotides. RefSeq names its product angiopoietin-related protein 7-like. The record is from RefSeq and is a predicted model, not a curated record. Bases 299 to 1681 code for a protein of 460 amino acids. NCBI's taxonomy places the organism in Eukaryota, Metazoa, Mollusca, Bivalvia, Myida, Dreissenidae. The transcript has a single exon.